GAUCCUGCGCCCUGCCGCCACUACGGGGGUGCGUCCGCACGUAAAAGCCGGCGUACGCUCCUCGCCAACGACUCGCUCGCUGUCGUCGCUCGGCUCGGCCUCUUCGCAUUUCGCUCGCACUUUCCCCCCGACUACGACUUGGUCUUUUCGAUCGAAGCUCGACCGCGACCUCGAUCCGAACAGGAAGAUCUCGUCGAUCUCUCGUCGUCGCCGAGCUCGUCGAAUCCGCGCUUUAUCGUUCACCAGCGACAGUUCGGUGUCGGUGUCGGCUCGAUACCCACCAGUUCCGAGCUAAACUCGAUGUUGAAAUAUGACAAUUGUUUGAAACGUGAAAAGUUUUACGGAAAUGUUUCUUGGAACUUAUCCCAGUGUAUCUGCCGCGAGGAGUGAUUUCUAAGCUGGAGGAAGGAUUCGCGGAAACGUCGGCCGCGAACGAGGACACUCGUCGUCGUCGUCGUCGUCGUCGUCGCCGCCGUCGUCGUCGUCGUCGUCCAUAGCACCCGAUAGGGUGAAGCUCGAUAGAGCCCGCGUACGUUUGCGCUGGAACGGAUAUUUAAUACGACGAGAAAGUGCAUUCGACAAAUCAUUCUCGAUCGAAACCAUGGUGAAGGAUUUGUACGUAGCCAAGAACUUGCUUGCGGCCUCCUACACGUCAUUGUCCCAUCAUCUUUCAUGACGCAUUCAAUUCUUAUAUCGAGAGUAUUAGAUUAGCUGUCGCUGAUAUGACGCUGAUUCUUCCAAGAUAAGACGAGAUGGAACUUGAAUGUGGAAUCGAUGGUGCGAUAUGUCCCGCGAAAUCACCGUGGGAAUUUGAGGACCGUCGUCGGAAACGCGAAAAGCAAGAAUAAAGAGCGAUCGCUAGCAAGCUGUGUGGUCAACCCCGCACCGAAUGGAUGGCGACGCGGACGCGCACGAGGACGGCCGUAGUACGGCGACGAUAGGACGACGUUAGAACGUUACCGCUUGCGGCUGCAGCUGCGGCGUCAUCGGUCGCUGCACCUGCAGCUGCGGCGGCGACGACGAUUUAAUCAGAGGGCGAAACGAUGCAGAACGCUGGCGACUAUUAUCAAAGGGCGCCGAGAUGUUGUCCCGGUAGAAGUGGUAACAACAACAAUAAUAGCGGCAUCGCUGGCGGAUCUGUGCGAGGCGCGGAGCUGCUCUGCUGCUGUUGCAGCUGCAGCACCUCUACCUCCACCAAGACUCCGGGGCUGCUGGCGAGCCUUGGCGUGUGUGUGCUCGUUCUCGGCUACACCCUGCUCGGCGCGUUCGCCUUUAUGGCCCUCGAGGGAGGCCUGAAAUCGGAUUCGCUGGCCGAGGUUACAUCCUCGAAAUCCGACGGGGCUUCCUACGUGCCGCCGAAUCUGGAGAGCGACUCCGCUGCCACGGAAUUGAGAGCACGCACGGUCGAAAAGCUGUGGAGCAUCACCGAGGACCUGAACGUUCUCUACAAGGAGAAUUGGACUCGUCUGGCGGCUCGAGAAGUCCUCGAGUUCCAGGAGAAUCUGGCCCGCGGCCUCAGGCGCACCUCGUACGAGCAGGUGCCUCCGCGGUCCCGAGAGCAUCACGCGGACAGGCGGCUACACAGUCGGCGAUGGACUUUCAGUAGUAGUCUGCUGUAUUCUCUAACGUUGAUCACGACUAUAGGAUACGGUAGCGUAGCGCCACGCACAGUCUGGGGCCGGCUGAUUACCAUAGUCUACGCCUUAGCAGGGAUCCCGCUGAUGUUAGUCUACCUGAGCACAGUGGGCGACGUGCUCGCUCGAAGCUUUCGCCGUCUCUACGGACGCAUGUGUCGGCAGCCGCGUAACUGCGCGCGAAAGCAACAACCGCCACCGCCACCACCGCCAGGCAUAAUGGCCAAGACGUAUCGCUACGACAAUCACGUGGAGAGCAAGGGAGCCGGCAACUACUACUCCACAAGCAGGGAAAGCUCCUGCGACGAUCUGGGUAUCCGCGGCACCGGCAGCGCGAUCCUCCUCGACUGCGGCAGCGAAGGUCUUUUGCACGCUACCACUAGUUCGACAGCCGCGCUCCAGGAUGUGUCAACGGGCAACGGCAAACGACACUUUCACCCGUGCUCGCUGUCCUUAUCGUCGACCUCGUCACCGGCGUACAUGCUAGAGGCCAAUCCCGUGAGGAUACCGAUCAGCUUGUGCCUGGCGAUAAUGCUGGUGUAUAUAUGCGGAGGUGCGGUCAUGUUCAACCGUCUGGAGGGCUGGAGCUUGUUGGAAGGCGGGUACUUCUGCUUCACCAGCCUUGGCACCAUCGGUUUUGGAGACCUGAUGCCGGUGGGGCGUAACGCACCCUCGUCUACCCUGGAGGAGCUCAGCCUGUGCGCCUGUUCGCUCUACAUCCUCGCCGGGAUGGGCCUGAUCGCCAUGUGCUUCAACCUCGUCCAGGAGGAGGUGGUACGCGUGGUCAGGGUCUUCGGUAGAACCUGCGGCAUGUCGUCGGGCGUGGUGGUCGGACCUAUCGGUGGUACAGCAGGCGCCACUUGCGGUCUCAAGGCCGACCUUGAUGAUGGAGGCGGCACCAGCGACUCGCGAUUGUCCGAACAAGAGGAGGAGGCGAUCGCCAUGUCGAUGGUGCCGGCCGGUUCCUGACAGCAUCAGGCCAGGAGCCCCGGUGACGGCAAGCUCCUGGCCCACCCCUCGAGCACUGCCAUAAAGUUGUCGCCAGGCCAUCAUUCGCUGCCGCGCAAAAAGACGUUGCCGUUGGAUGCCACCGGUAGGACGACGAGCAACUCUUCAGGCGUUCAACAGCAACCGUUCCAACGGGGUCAGCCACUAAGAAGGAGCUGUUUGUCGCCGACGCAGCAGCAGCUGCAGCAGCAGCAGCAGCAGCAGCAGCAGCAGCAGCAGCAGCAGCAGCAUCAGCAUCAUCAUCAUCAUCAACAUCGACAGCAGGAGAGUUCGUUGCACUUUGAAUACUUUGUGCCGCGCAGCGUCAGCGAGUUCAAUCUCGCGGCCGCCGUGACAGACAUGGCGGUGCCACCGCCACCUCCCGCGUCGGUCCUUAGACCUUCCUCGGCGAUCACGACGUCGGUCGCCACCGGAGUGAUCGCCGCCACCAGCCAGACGAGAUUGCUGGACGGUGGCAGUGGUGGUGGCUGCAAUACCGCUACCAGAAGUCGCGAGAAAAUGGUUACGUUCGAGGACGAGGGGGUCAGUUGCGGCGUUACCUCGACACCCACCAGAAAGAAUCUACCCGCUCUAGAUAAUGUCUUUAUGUGACGUGUGUCGCAUAUUUCACAGAUGCUCAAGCGCUUAUUGCUGUGGAUGGGCGAAAGCCUUGCAAUUUCCACACCUCUGAAGAGAGCAACGACAAAUCGAAAAUUAAAUGGACAUGACAAUUAUUUCUACCAAGAAUAAAUAAAUAUAUGAUAUUAACAACUGAGAAUUGUUAAUCCGAUGAUUAUCGACAUCCUUCAAUGUUUUUGUCAAAACUAGUCGAUAUCAAGAAUUAAAAACAGGUCAUAUCUGAUUACGUCGAUAAAUACUGACAAAAACAAGAGCCUAAUCACGAUUUACAUGAAUUGAAAGAACAGGAAGGAAAGGAAAAAGAAGACUGCAUAUCUGUAUAAUGCGAUAACGUAGAAAGGCAAAGGAGUACUAUAAAUACUCUAGACGGAAUCCGAUAUUAGGAAACUUUUUUUUCUUUUCUCAUCACAAAGACAUUGCCUAAAUGAUACCCCAGACAAUAUCUAAAGGACGCAUAAGAGACAUUCUAAUUCUUUAGACAUAUUUGUGUUAUUUUGACAAUCACACAUUUUUAUGUCAAACAAAUUUUUUCAGAAACAAUAUAUUCCAUAGUUCAAUGUGCCAUGCACAGCAACUGUAUGAAAGCGAGGAAUAAAAGACAAAUAUAGCAGGUAAAAACACUUGAAAAGACACACAAGAAAAAGAGAAAUGUUAUAAUCGACAAAAGACACCGAAUGGAAACUUUUCUCCUCGGCCGAAUGUCGACUGUACAUUUCUCAUUAUUGAUCAAGCCGUACGUUAUUGUUGUCAAAUUACUUGCGCGCAGCGUAGGUCGAGUAUUCGAAUUUUAUGUCCGAUAAGUCCAACUGUAUUCCGAAUAGUUUGUAUAUAUAUAUAUAUUCAAAAAAUAUAUUGACUAAUUCUAACGUGUACAAUUACCCUACCAUAUAUGAAAUAUACGAGCAAAGUUUUAUA
This is a messenger RNA of Vollenhovia emeryi, 4175 nucleotides long. RefSeq lists its product as uncharacterized. The record is from RefSeq and is a predicted model, not a curated record. NCBI's taxonomy places the organism in Eukaryota, Metazoa, Arthropoda, Insecta, Hymenoptera, Formicidae. Gene Ontology annotation, molecular function: potassium ion leak channel activity. Bases 1044 to 2603 code for a protein of 519 amino acids. Gene Ontology annotation, biological process: stabilization of membrane potential; potassium ion transmembrane transport. The transcript is spliced from 7 exons. Gene Ontology annotation, cellular component: membrane.